AUGGCCUACACCCGGCAGUGGACUCCCGGCACCGUUGCCAGUGUAGGGAUGGUAGGGCAACGGCGACACAUUUCUUGGUGCAUGCUCGUUUCACUGCUUGGAUAUUUUUGGUUCCUUGUGGGGCACUUUAAGAGUACAGAGAAGCAGCAUGCCUCGGGUUCAGUUGUUGUGGCAGUGGGAGCUCCUGCGCCUGAUAAAGGGACGCUCACAGCUUCCGAAGCGCUGGCCCACACACUGAAACUGCUAAAUCCUUCUUCACAAACAGUCCGUGCCUUGGCGGCGACGGAAAAAGAGAAGGUUAAGUCAGAGCAGAGGCCGAUACCCAUUUGCUCCCAAUCUAAGUACCUCUGCCAAGUCUACAGUUUGCAUGGCCCUCCGCCAGAUGGCCAUCGCGUAGCUGCUACUCGAAGAAACUGGCCGAAUGGCGUUCAUGAAGUGGAAGAGAGGAGCUCAGUUCGAGGCAUUCGAUCCUCCAUUAGAUUACGGCGGCUAGCAAGUAUACCCUUCAAGAUAUCGAAGCCUCCACGGCACGCGACAACGAACGCACAGAAGCGCAGCGAACGACCUGGGGCAGCGGCACACGAGAACCCAGUUAUAGUUGAAAGCCUGCCUAUUAAGAUCCCUAGUUUCACUCAGGUGCCGCAAACAAGCCCCCGUGGAGGGUUGUUUCUACCUCUACGGCUUCGAGCAUUUUUUUCCGACUUUCCUCUCUCACCAGAUGAUAAUGGUUCGCAUGGUUUGAGUAAUUGGCGGGGGCACACACCGGCAGGAAGGGAUAGAGGAGGGGCGCAGGGUGCUACGUCUGGGGAUUCCUCACAUGAAGAGCAACCAGCCGCUAACUUUGUAUAUUACAGCGGCAGUGACAAUGGAGCGAUGAAGAGGCAGCACGUUGCAGAGCGGCUUAAUGAUGUUACACGUUUCUUCCAACUUGAAGUCGUCCCCGCUGCCAUCUGGUGGCUUCAGCGUAUAGCUACUGUUGAUAGGUUGCUUGGGCCGUUGGUAAUCAAGCUUCAGGAGACGAUGGACGACCAGCCAAAUAAAUCAGGCCAGUGUGGCAUGUGCCAAAUGCCCCAGCUGCGGCGUCUGCAGGGUACGACGGGAAAUCCGUUGCUUGGGAUAGUUGAAGACGCCGACGUUGUGUUGUUGUUCCGCACUGCAGAAAAUUCAGAGGAGAGCACGCGUACGUUUGCCAUGAUGGAUGCAUUAAAGGCAGCAAAGUUGUCAUUGCUUCACGUCAGUGCUGACCUCCAUCUCUAG
Messenger RNA from Eimeria maxima, 1257 nucleotides. RefSeq lists its product as hypothetical. Lineage: Eukaryota; Apicomplexa; Conoidasida; Eucoccidiorida; Eimeriidae. The transcript has 2 exons. Bases 1 to 1257 code for a protein of 418 amino acids. The record is from RefSeq and is a predicted model, not a curated record.